AUGGCUGGAACUUUUGGUUUUGGCCAUGACUGGCUGGGUGAAGGAGCUUUUGAGGAAUUAUUGUUUAUUGAGUUGAUGGAUUGUUGUUUUUCUGGGGCUGAUGAGAACAAUCAGACUAAUGGAGGAAAUGAACUUAUUUUUCCAGUUUAUCCAGUCCUUCCAUGCAGAGAUACAAUGCAGCGCUCAAGAACAAAUUCCUGUGAUCUAAACAGUAAUCAUUUCCAGCAGUCGCCUGUUGUUUCCCCAGUGGAUCAUGAUUCGAAUGUGCCAUACAACAUAUCAGUUGAUUGA
Prunus armeniaca (apricot) is the source of this 291-nucleotide messenger RNA. Lineage: Eukaryota; Viridiplantae; Streptophyta; Magnoliopsida; Rosales; Rosaceae. The record is from the annotation of a GenBank genome assembly.